UAGACUGUGUUUGUUCAACAAGCCUUUGUCUUCCCUCUCCUCCCUUCUUUCUCUUCACUCAACCAAAUCCUCCAUCACCUCUUUCUUUUCUCAAAUCUAGGGUUCUACUCCUCUCCUCUUUCUAUAUUCAUUUUUUUAUCCUAUAGUAUUUUUAUUAAUUUCCCCAUCUCCCACUUCUUCCCAAGAAACAGUUUUUAAUCAUAUAGUAAUAUUUAUUACAAUAUUUUUAGAAAAAUCUCCUGUUGUUGUGUACUCCUUUUUAUUUUUUAUUUUUUUCUUUUGUUGUUAUGGUCAUUAUGGCUGGUCUAGAUUUAAGUAGUGCAUCUCGUUACGUUCAUCAACUUCAUCACCCCGAAUUUAACCUCGAUGAAAAUACAAAAAAUCCAUUUUCCAAUGACCACGACCACGACCACGACCAAGACCACCACAACCAGCAACAACAACAACUUGAUCUAGUUGGUGCAAAUUCAUCAGGACCGGGCGACCUAGUUGGUCGUAGACCAAGGGGUCGCCCUCCAGGGUCCAAGAAUAAACCGAAGCCCCCGGUUAUUAUAACUAGGGAAAGUGCAAAUACAUUAAGAGCACAUAUUCUUGAAAUUGGAAAUGGAUGUGAUGUUUUUGAAUGUGUAUCAUCUUAUGCAAGACGAAGACAACGUGGGAUCUGUAUAUUAAGUGGUAGUGGAAUUGUUACUAAUGUAAGUAUAAGGCAACCUGCUGGUGUUGGUGGUAAUAAUAAUAGUUCAUCCGUCGUUACAUUAAAUGGGAGAUUUGAGAUUUUAUCACUUAGUGGUUCAUUUUUACCACCACCAGCACCACCAGGUGCAACAAGUUUGACAAUAUUUUUAGCUGGUGGACAAGGACAAGUUGUUGGAGGUAGUGUGGUAGGUGAGUUGAUGGCUGCUGGUCCAGUUAUUGUUAUAGCUUCAUCUUUUACUAAUGUUGCUUAUGAAAGGUUGCCUUUAGAGGAUGAUGUUAAUAUUAAUAUUAAUGAUGGGGUUAGUCAGAUUCAGCCACAAGGUUCCGGUGACGGUGGUGGUGGUGGUAGUGGUGAUGGGGUUGGUCAUAACCCUUUCCCGGACCCGUCUUCUGGGCUUCCGUUCUUUAAUUUGCCAUUAAGUAUACCUAACUGUUUAAAUCUUGGAUCUGCUUCUGUAGAUGGGUGGGCGGGGAAUCCAGCUCUUCGUCCACCUUUUGGAGUUUAAUGGCAAAUGUUCAAGAUGAUGAAGGGGAAAUAGAGUUUGAGUUUGUUCAUAUUGAUCAUAUGGAAGCCAAUUUGGAUCAAUGAAGAAAUAUGGGGACUCUUGAAUCAAAAAGGUCAGCAAAAUUAGUGUACCAUCUUUGUCCUAGAGAUUAUUUAGCUUCCUUUUCCUUUUCUUUUUAAUAUUUUGGGUCUUUUUUUUUGUUGUUGUCUUGUUUGUUAUUUUUGGGUCUUGUAAAACUAUGAAUUAAAAUGUUCUUUAUGGAACACUUUCUAUAAAGAAAUAUGGUUUGGGAA
Molecule: messenger RNA, 1495 nt
Organism: Capsicum annuum
Lineage: Eukaryota; Viridiplantae; Streptophyta; Magnoliopsida; Solanales; Solanaceae
Product: AT-hook motif nuclear-localized protein 23
Exons: 1
Coding region: 288-1202 (304 amino acids)
Cellular component (GO): nucleus
Molecular function (GO): minor groove of adenine-thymine-rich DNA binding; DNA-binding transcription factor activity
Source: RefSeq, a predicted model, not a curated record